AGUUGAUAAUUGAUUAUAUUUUUUAGUAAAUAGUAAAUACUUUAAUAGUACUAGUAAAUUUUUGUUAAAAUGAGCAAGAAGUCGUGCUGUGUUGUAAGAUGCAACAACAAUUACAAAAACACAUCAAAUGUAAAGUUUUAUAAUUUUCCAAACAGACCUCACGAACGAGAAUUAAAACAAAAAUGGGUUACAGCUGUUAAUAGAGCAGCCAAAGACGGUCAAUUGUGGUAUCCAAAAUCAUAUACUGUCAUUUGCAGCGAACACUUUGUUGGCAACCAACGUUCAAAACAUCCCGACAGUCCAUCAUAUAUACCAACAGUGUUCCCUGGAAAUAACAAACAACAAAUUGUUGACGCUCAACAGCAGAUCGCCAGGUACGAGCGAAAAAUGAAGCGUCAAAAAAAUGUAAAAUCUAUGUUAAAUACUAGUGAACCUGUAGGUAUAAAAAUUUUAGAGACUUUUUCGUGUCAAACCGCUGAUUUAUGUCGUACUGUUGUAUCACAAGUUCUGUUCGACUUCAGUGACGCUAAAGAGUUUAUAUUUGAAUGUAAUUUUAAUAAAUCCAAUAAUAAUGUUGGCACACAGGCAAACAUUCCAAUAUCUUGUAAUAUUUUUAAAACAUCCAAGACUAAAUCCAAAGAUGCUGCAUGUGGUCCUAAUGUAACAAGUUUAAACAAUGGCUCGUUUCUUGAUUUUCAUUCGAUAAAACUCGAAUCACAAUUAAAAGACUUGACCGGCACUACUUUUAAAGUAUUUAACCUGCUACUUUCCUAUAUACCCAAUUGUUUUUCUUUUUGUAAUACAAUAACCAAAGAAAACAGGCUAAUGAUUUUUCUUAUUACAAUCAAAAUGGGUUUAACAAAUUCAUCAACGGACCCUGAUCGAUGGAUUAGUGUGCUCUUAAAUCUCGAAUGUGCUACUGUUUCACAAAUAUUUCACGAUAUUCUUGAUUCUUUAGUCAGUAAAACAAAAGAUUGCAUUUUUUGGCCAAACGAACAACUUAAACAAAUCCAUCCAAACAAUAUUGGUUGUUUUACAAACUGCACAAUGGUAAAAACAGAAAGUUUGAGUAUAGUUGAGGAACGUGUGUUUAGUUGUAUACAGGGUAUAAAUAUGCUUGUACAAUCACAAAUGUAAUUGACAUAAUUGUAAUAAUAUUUUAAUUUCCUUUUCCACAAUGUGGUAAGGCUAAUGACAAAUUUAUUAAUGAUAUUAAUUUUUUAUUAAACUAUAAAUAUAAGAUUUUUAACUUGUC
Adelges cooleyi (spruce gall adelgid) is the source of this 1255-nucleotide messenger RNA. RefSeq lists its product as uncharacterized. NCBI's taxonomy places the organism in Eukaryota, Metazoa, Arthropoda, Insecta, Hemiptera, Adelgidae. The record is from RefSeq and is a predicted model, not a curated record. The transcript is spliced from 2 exons. Gene Ontology annotation, molecular function: sequence-specific DNA binding. The coding region runs from base 70 to 1137 and encodes 355 amino acids.